Messenger RNA from Mangifera indica (mango), 1351 nucleotides. RefSeq names its product peroxisomal membrane protein 13. Lineage: Eukaryota; Viridiplantae; Streptophyta; Magnoliopsida; Sapindales; Anacardiaceae. Bases 154 to 1047 code for a protein of 297 amino acids. Gene Ontology annotation, biological process: protein import into peroxisome matrix, docking. The transcript has 5 exons. The record is from RefSeq and is a predicted model, not a curated record. Gene Ontology annotation, cellular component: peroxisomal importomer complex; peroxisome; peroxisomal membrane.
AGUAAAGAAACAGAAUAAACAAAAAUUGGUCGGCUGCUCUCUCUUUUUCUCUUCCCUGACCCUGAGCAUAUCCUGAUUUAUCUAGGUGGGUGUUGGUAGGCGUGAGCUGAGGUGAGAGAUAAAAACGCGCCUCAAUAAUUCAUCCAGUCGUCCAUGGACUCCAGUCCCAACCAACAACCAGGUACCGGAGCUCCUGCAAAGCCUUGGGAGCGAACAGGGACUCAUUCAGGCCCUUCACCUUUUAAUCCACCGUCCUCUGGCACUACCAGCGAUGUAGUUGAGGCUUCUGGAACUGCGAGACCGGGUGAAAUUGUUUCCGCUGCUAAUGGGAAUACAGCUGUAAAUAAUAACAACACUCUUAGUCGGCCUGUACCUACCAGGCCGUGGGAGCGACAGAAUUAUGGGAGUACUUAUGGAGGUUAUGGGUCUGGUCUAAACUAUAACUCAGGUUACGGAUCUGGGACUUAUGGAUCAGGAAUGUAUGGUUCGUCAUAUGGCGGAAUGGGAGGCUCUUUUGGUGGUGGAUUGUAUGGUAAUAGCAUGUACAGAGGAGGCUAUGGUGGUUUGUAUGGAGGUUCUAGCAUGUAUGGUGGAGGAAUGCAUAACAGUGGGUUUGGAGGGCCAAUGGGCAAUUAUGGUAUGGGUAUGGGUAUGGAUCCCUAUGGUGAACAAGAUCCAAAUAAUCCAUAUGGUGGUCCACCAUCUCCACCGGGCUUUUGGAUAUCCUUCCUUCGAGUGAUGCAAGGAGUUGUAAACUUUUUCGGCCGGGUAUCAAUUUUGAUUGAUCAGAAUACUCAAGCAUUUCACAUGUUUAUGACUGCACUUCUUCAGCUUUUUGAUCGCACUGGAAUGCUGUAUGGUGAGUUAGCAAGAUUUGUAUUAAGAUUGCUGGGAAUUAAAACAAAGCCCAGAAAACUUAAUCAACAAACACCAAAUGGGCUUCCAGGCCCCCACAACCUGCACGGAAAUCAGAAUUACAUUGAGGGUCCUAAACCUGCCCCAGGUGGUGCGUGGGAUAAUGUGUGGGGAGAGAAUGGCAGCAGUUAGCUGAUACCUCCCAGUCUGUGGUGUUAUUUGCCCUGAGAAACCAACCAAGUCCUGGGAGCUUUGUAUUCAUCAGAAUUUAGAUGGAAGCAACAAUGUACUCUUAUCUACAUAGGUUGAGCUCGACAUGAAGUCCUGUGUUUUCUUAACAUGUUUCUUUCAUCAUGAUAAAAUGUGUUGUUUUUCUGUGAAAAAAAAAAUGUAUUGUGUUUCUGCAUCUGUUACUUUUGUGCCAAAGGACAACUUGGUGUUAAGAUGAGAAAUCUUUAAUUGCAUAUCCAAUAGAGAAAUACUACAUGAGCUGGCA